Amblyraja radiata (thorny skate) is the source of this 381-nucleotide messenger RNA. RefSeq names its product histone H2A-beta, sperm-like. Gene Ontology annotation, cellular component: nucleosome. Gene Ontology annotation, molecular function: DNA binding; structural constituent of chromatin; protein heterodimerization activity. The transcript has 3 exons. The record is from RefSeq and is a predicted model, not a curated record. Lineage: Eukaryota; Metazoa; Chordata; Chondrichthyes; Rajiformes; Rajidae. The coding region runs from base 1 to 381 and encodes 126 amino acids.
AUGAUUAAUGCAGCAACAGGAGGGUCGACUCCAAACUGUUCCCUGGGUAACAGUCGCUUAUUUCCAGACACGAGGAGAGCUGAAUUCCGUCUGCACCGGGAUCCGAGAAAAGGCAACUAUUGUGAGCGGGUGGGUGCCGGAGCCCCGGUCUAUCUGGCUGCUCUGGUCGAAUAUUUGACGGCUGAAAUCGUCGAGCUGGCCGGCAACGCGGCCCGGAACAACACGAAGACCCGCAUCAUCCCCAGACAUCUGCAGCUGGCUGUCCGCAACGACGAGGAACUCCACAAGCAGCUGGGAGACGUGACCAUUGCUCAAGACAGUUCGACACCAGACCGGUGUUUUGACACCACUCCACAACAGUACAACCGAUCACCAAUGUAA